Hibiscus syriacus is the source of this 1387-nucleotide messenger RNA. RefSeq names its product G-protein coupled receptor 1-like. The transcript has 10 exons. NCBI's taxonomy places the organism in Eukaryota, Viridiplantae, Streptophyta, Magnoliopsida, Malvales, Malvaceae. The record is from RefSeq and is a predicted model, not a curated record. Gene Ontology annotation, cellular component: plasma membrane. Gene Ontology annotation, biological process: cell surface receptor signaling pathway; adenylate cyclase-activating G protein-coupled receptor signaling pathway. Gene Ontology annotation, molecular function: G protein-coupled receptor activity. Bases 16 to 924 code for a protein of 302 amino acids.
GUUGAAGAAGAAGAAAUGGCAACGGUGCUCUCCGUUCACGAUCGGCGAGUAUUGACGGCUGUGAACAGUGGAUCAUCGAGUCUUUCGUUCGUCGGAUCCGGCUUCAUCGUGCUCUGCUACUCCCUCUUCAAGGAACUUCGCAAGUUCUCCUUCAAGCUCGUCUUCUACCUUUCCUCUCUGGAUCCGUCGAAAGGUUUCUUUUGUUAUGCUCAGGACUACACCACGCAUUUCUUCUGUGUUGCUUCCUUCCUCUGGACAACAACUAUUGCUUUUACUCUUCAUCGCACUGUUGUUAGACACAAAACUGAUGUUGAAGAUUUGGAGGGAAUCUUUCACUUGUAUGUUUGGGGAACUUCACUAGUUAUGACUGUCAUACAUUCUAUUGGUAAUAACAACACACAUUUUGGGGCUUGGUGUUGGGGACAAACAGGUCGCACUGGAAAGGCAGUUCACUUUUUAACAUUUUAUGUCCCUCUAUGGGGUGCAAUUCUUUACAACGGUUUUACAUACUUUCAAGUGAUACGCAUGCUGAACAAUGCCACUCGUAUGGCAGUUGGCAUAUCAGAUCAUGCAUACCAGUUUGAUUCAAGGACAGACACAAAGGCUCUGAACCGGUGGGGUUACUAUCCACUUAUCCUAAUUGGAUCAUGGGCAUUUGGCACAAUCAACCGCAUUCACGAUUUUAUUGAGCCGGGCCAAAAGAUUUUUUGGCUCUCAUUUCUCGAUGUUGGGACUGCUGGACUUAUGGGCCUUUUCAACUCAAUAGCUUAUGGUUUGAAUGCUUCAGUCAGGCGAGCAAUUUAUGAAAGACUGGAACUGUUUUGGCCAGAGAGGCUCCAGAGAUGGUUCCCUAACAGUUCAAGACAUAGAAACCAACAGCAACAGAGUGAAUUGGUCGCCCUCAAAAUUCAGGACCAACAAUAGCCGGAUUUCUAGAUUUUUGUUGAUAUUCUUUCUGUAAAUUGUUACGAGUCAUUUUGAACUGAAGAGACAUUGAAGCUGGCAUCCAGGUGAAAGCUAUCAUCGAAUCGGAUCAUUUCUUACCUUGACCCUUCACAAGACUGGUAAUUGUAAUUUUGAAGCAGACGACGGCCACCAAUGGGACCUUUAUAUUCGUUUUAACUGGAACCUCUGUCCUUUGUUGUUGCUGUUAGUUGAUUGGUUAACAAAUUUGUGAAGUUGAAAUUGUUCGUCGGUUUGAUUGAUUAUUCUUGUACGAUUCCAGCAUGUUACUGUCAUUCGAGAUUCUGGUAUAAGAUUGUUUACAAGGCAUGCAUGCUGCUAAUGAAGUUCUUUGGGAUUGAUGGCAAGCUAUUCCAGGGUUUCAUUAGAAGGAACCUCAAGUUACAUAACAUGCAUUAACAAAAGCUGAGAAAUCAUGCUCUUC